Molecule: messenger RNA, 2926 nt
Organism: Solenopsis invicta (red fire ant)
Lineage: Eukaryota; Metazoa; Arthropoda; Insecta; Hymenoptera; Formicidae
Gene: aln
Product: divergent protein kinase domain 1C
Exons: 4
Coding region: 725-1813 (362 amino acids)
Source: RefSeq, a predicted model, not a curated record
CUUCGCUCUCGUACUACGGUGCUGCAGAUUAUGCCGCAUUGCCGCAAACGCUCGUCAUCGACGCGACCCGGGGGUCGCGUAGCAGCAACGGCAGCGCACAGCAGCAGCAGCGGCAGCGACAGCGACGGUGACGACGACGACAGCAACAGCGGCGACGAUACGAGACGACGGAAUGUUGACGCAAAACACGGUUCGCAGAAGACUACGAGGACCACGAGGCCGGGUCGUAGAUGAGAUUAAAGAAAAGGGGAAAAAAUAAGAAAAAAAAAGAAACGAAAGAAAUAUAAAGAGAAAACGAAACGAAAGUCCGCUCACCUUGAUCUCCGUCAGGAACCUGACGAUCGGCAGUACGAUGAACAUCCGCCGGCUGCCCGGUUUCAUGUAUCACUACAAACUUGCGACGGUCCUCCUGACGUCCAGCCUGUUACUCGUCAUCUAUCUGCUUCUACAUUGGGGCAUAAUGUGCACGAAUCUCGAGGCCUGGCGUCACGUAUCCACCGUGGUGAGUUUCACUGGAUGUUACUCCAAUCGGAAAACGGCCCGAGUGAUAUCGCAUUUUCGAACGCGAUAACGAUUACGCGAAAGGAGAAUUCGGAGAGUUCCGAGAGUUGGCACAGGGUGAAUACGUCGAGGUAGUGAAGGUGUGCAAGUGAAUCCUGCGCCGCCGGCUUAAGGGGGUGAGAGAGCGAAACGGACGCAAGCGUACUCUGCCGCAGCCUCCAGAAUGGAAGAGUGCAACCAGCAUCGAGACGGUACCGCGAUGGGAAUUCUCUGCGAACCACUGUGCACCGAAAAGGGAAUACACUCUCUAGCAUGCGAGACGCUCCAUGCGGGCAAGGAGGCCGUUUUCUCCGCGCAUUGGGAAGCGACGCGGCUUGUAUUCAAGGCUUCGAGGACGAAAACACCUUCCGAGCAAUUUGAAUCGCUGUACUGGGUAGACGCGACCGAUUCACGGCACUUUCCAUCCGAGGAGGACUUUAUUACCAUGAUCAAGGAUUUGGUUAUCAAUAAACUGAACGUGACGCUCUCGCAACAUCAGCUGGAAAGACUCGGCCGGUUGCGCACCCAUCGAAUCGAGACAGAUAGCGUGAGACGUCGACUGGAGAUGGAGAAUCUCUGGCCGUUGCUGCAGGAAAAUGAAUACCUAAUGGCGAUUUUGUACGAAGACAGGGAUGUGUUUCCGCAGCCGAUCGGCACGUGCGGCACGUUCUACGCAGUCGAGUACGUCCGGCCGAUCGAGACACCCACUACGGUACUGGCUUUGUCCGAUUCGAAACCCGAGUGGGCCAAAAGGCUGAAACUCGCCGUGAUGAUCCUUAAUUUACUCGAGGAAUUGAAAACGAAAUUUCCCGAACCGCUUUAUCUUUGCGACGUGAAAAUUAACCAUUUUGGUUUGCCCUUGGGCGGACAAAAACUCAAAUUCUUAGAUCUGGACGCAGUCUUUCCCAAGACCAUUAUUGAUCGUGUCAUCAGUGACAGUAAGAGCUGCGAGAAGCACGAGGACUGUGAUUACUUCGACUGCCGGUCGAUUUGCUCAAAGAACAAGCGUUGCGAGUCUCCGGUUCUCAAUAAUAAUUUGCAGAUUAUUUGCGAGAAAAUUUUUCUUGGCUGGACGCUCUCAGGGACGAUAAUUAUUCCUGGGUUGCUCAUGUCGGAACAUACUACCAGCACAUUGGCGGUAUUAUUGAGACAAUGCGCUAAUCCAACCGGCGACACUAUGCAUUUACCACGUGCGGCAGCGUCAGACAGCUUACAGAAACGACUGCACAACAUGCUGAGCGAGAUGGAACAAGAAUAUUCAGCAUUUGCGUGAAAAAAAUUAGCACUAAUAAAAAAAUUAAUUAGAAGUCACAAAAUCAAGUACUUUCGACGAUAAUGCUAUAAAUUUACGAUGGAAAAUAGAAAUAUUGUUUUUAGAAAUUAUCGGGACCGUAAAUGAUAACAUUUUUAUUUAAAGUUAAAAAUCAAUAUGUACAAUCGCAUACUUUUAUAUUAUAUGUAUAUUAGUUAUUUUUUUUCAUUGUAUGGACGAUCUCUUUCUUAACUAAUGUACAAACUUUUAUUUUAUACUACAAUAUAACAAAAAAUCUGAUCGGAGGCUAGUGAUGCUAAUAGAAACUAAAGCUAUAUAUACUUCAUAAUUAAAUAUUUAUAAUAAAGAAAAAUUAUAUAAGUAUUUAAUUGCAUAAACAUAAUAUAAUAAAUAUCAGAUUUAUUAGAUUGGCAAUUGCAUGGUUGAAUUUGUAAGUUGAUAUUAAACAUUAGAGAAAAGCUAAUUAGAUUAUUUAAUAAAUUUACAAAUGUGCUUAAUUAGAAGAUAAAAAAUGACCAGUUCCUAGAUAUUUCUUGCAUAGCAAAUAAAGUGAUAAAUAAUAUGUUAUAAUAUUAUAUAUUUAUUAUCUAUAUUUUAAUAUGUUAUAUGUAUAUAUUUAUAGAAUAUGUUUUUGCAAUCUUAUCACAUAUGAAUGUUACACUGCUUUAUACAUAUUAAAUUUCUGCUUUAAACUUACACAAGAUCUAUUAGAUAGGUAAUAUUGCCAACUCAAAAUAGAUAUCAGAAACCAUGAAAUUUAUAUAAUGAUUUUUUUGUUGCUUCCUCGAUUUAAUUUGACGUUCUUUAUAAUUCAUAUAUAAUUUUAAUAUUUUUUUAUUAUUAAAAUGCUUUACUAAAAUUUAAUUCCUUAUUUAAUUAAGAUAGCUGACCAUGUAUUGUUAUGAUGUCAUAAAUGCCUUAUAACGGAAAGGUACCUAAAAUAGGGAUAUAUUCAAGAUUUACAUGCUAUAAUAUUUAAAUUUUUACUCGUGAUUAAAAGAAAAAGAAAGAGUAUGUAUUGUGUAUGCGUGUAUUUGCGGUCACAAUAUAAUUGUUCAUCCUAAUGUAGUAUUAAAAGAAUUUACAAAUAAAAUUUUUUAAAUUUUAACAAUA